Rosa chinensis is the source of this 894-nucleotide messenger RNA. RefSeq lists its product as uncharacterized. Lineage: Eukaryota; Viridiplantae; Streptophyta; Magnoliopsida; Rosales; Rosaceae. The record is from RefSeq and is a predicted model, not a curated record. The transcript has 7 exons. The coding region runs from base 198 to 683 and encodes 161 amino acids.
UAUAUGCCAUUGAUCCAGAAUAACCCGUUCAAAUUUAGCAAGAAAAGGUAAACAGUUCGGGUGGGAAGGCAAUAAAAGGCGCAGGAUCCUAAAACAUUUGGGCCCAAAAGGCCACGCAUUAGUCUUUACGAUACGAUCACAUUCAAUCCGGAAAAUCUUUUAUCUCGGAAGUUCAUUCCUGCAGUCUCUCCCACACCAUGGACUCAGGAUCCGUCCACAGCGAGAAUCCGGUCCAAGCUGAGCAAGAGACCCACACUCAAGGAGGUAAACUCAAAGAGAAACCCACUGACCAGCAGGGCAAGUAUAAGGACCUAAAAAUCUACAUAGAAGAGAAAGAACUCAUAGGGGUAGAACCCAAAGAGAUAUACAAAUUUCACCUGGGACCAGAUGACGAGAAUCUAACCCUGCGGAUUGAUAAGGACCUGUUGAUUCAUAUUCAAGGAAAAGAAGUCAGGGUUGUACAACUCAAAGAGAAAUUUAGACGCCCCAUAGGAUCAGCCUGGCAGGGCGAGAAUCCAGCCCAGCAGAUCAAUAACGAGAUCCAUAAUCCAGAUUUGUUUUAUGCUUUUGCAAAUCAUCCGGCAAAGAGGUUCCGUUUUGCAGAUGAUGAUGAUGAUGAUGAUGAUACUGACCUGUGUCACAUAUCUGAUGGUCCGAAGAUCAAGCAGUUGCAUUUUGACUAGGUGCCUUGAGAAUACGUUGGUGCUUCUAUGUUUUCUUCGGUACAAGAAAAAAGAACAAGGCUAUAAAGAGCCUCCAACAUCCUAAACCCAAACCAUUAAAGACGAGCAUUAGCAGCAGACAAAGGAAGAGAAUAAAUCCAAGUAGCAAUACCAGUAGAGUGGGUUGCAUCAAUCAGAAAAUUUGCUUCACUCCAGACAUGAUUUUUUUUUA